Messenger RNA from Lolium rigidum, 1595 nucleotides. Its product is annotated as CMP-sialic acid transporter 2. Gene Ontology annotation, biological process: pyrimidine nucleotide-sugar transmembrane transport. The coding region runs from base 85 to 1152 and encodes 355 amino acids. Gene Ontology annotation, cellular component: Golgi membrane. The record is from RefSeq and is a predicted model, not a curated record. The transcript has 15 exons. Gene Ontology annotation, molecular function: pyrimidine nucleotide-sugar transmembrane transporter activity. NCBI's taxonomy places the organism in Eukaryota, Viridiplantae, Streptophyta, Magnoliopsida, Poales, Poaceae.
CCGUGCGCGCUCCUUCUUCCCCUCCUGCGAAAGAAACCGCAGAGGCAGGAGCGGCGAGGGACCGGGGAUCGAGAGGAGGGAGUAAUGGAGUACAGAAAAGUGAAGGAUCAGGAGACUUAUGAUGUCAUAUUUCAGGACAUAGAAAGCCCUGAUGGGAGGUCCCUUUCUAGCACUGCAGCAUCUUCCACGCUUGGCGACGCAGGGGGUUUGAAGGGCAAGCAUAGCUGGAAGCAAAAGUCCAUUGUUACAGUUGCAUUGACAUUACUAACAAGUUCCCAGGCAAUACUGAUUGUGUGGUCAAAAAGAGCUGGAAAGUAUGAGUAUAGUGUCACAACAGCAAAUUUUUCUGUGGAAGCUCUGAAAUGUCUAUUAUCACUGGUAGCCCUGUACAGAACAUGGAACAGUCAAGGUGUUACAGAAGAUAAUAGGUUAAGUACAUCACUAGAUGAAGUUAGUGUUUAUCCUAUUCCCGCCGCACUUUACAUGGUAAAGAAUCUAUUGCAGUAUUACAUCUUUGCUUAUGUGGAUGCACCAGCUUACCAGAUCCUGAAGAAUCUGAAUAUUAUUAGCACUGGUGUCUUAUACCGUAUCAUUCUAAAGAAGAAGUUAAGUGAAAUUCAGUGGGCUGCAUUUAUUCUUCUAUGUGCUGGCUGCACUACUGCUCAGCUUAACCCCUCAUCAGACCAUGUUCUUCAAACCCCUCUUCAAGGUUGGAUGAUGGCAAUUGUGAUGGCUCUUCUGAGUGGAUUUGCUGGGGUAUACACAGAAGCUAUCAUCAAAAAACGUCCUUCAAGAAACAUUAAUGUGCAGAAUUUUUGGCUGUACAUUUUUGGAAUGAUCUUCAAUUUAGUUGCCAUCUGUGUUCAGGACUUUGAUGCUGUCAUGAAUAAAGGAUUUUUUCAUGGCUACUCAUUUAUUACAUUUCUGAUGAUCCUAAACCAUGCACUCAGUGGAAUUGCUGUAUCAAUGGUGAUGAAGUAUGCUGACAACAUUGUCAAGGUGUAUUCAACUUCAGUCGCAAUGCUUCUGACAGCAAUUGUAUCGGUCUUCUUGUUUGGCUUCCAUCUAUCCCUUGCAUUCUUCCUCGGAUCUACGGUUGUUUCUGUCUCGGUAUAUCUGCAUUCUGUCGGGAAGCCACAGCCGCAGAAAUGAGUUCCACCCCCGUCUCUCCAAGAGUUGGCAGAGAACGCUUUGAUGUCGUCGCAUUGUAGAAGGGUUUAUGGAUAGCACCGCCAACAUCAUUGCACAACGUCAAAGACACAAAUUCACUCUUGGCCAUGCCACUGUUCUUGACUAAAGUUCUGAAGGAGCACUACUUAAAUUUGAGCAUCAAUGCCGAUCCAAGGCUGACUGACCAACAACCUGUUGACGUAUCACUUCGCUGCUGUUUGAACAGCUUGAGUGUUGAGUGGUUUAAUUUUGAUUUGUGGUUGAAGUGGCGUUAGUUUCCUAUCUGGGGAGGUCAAUGAGAUACAAUUUGUUUUCUCCCGCUAGCUUGUGCUGUACAAAAAUCUGAACAUUGACUGCGUGCAGCAGCAGCAGAGCCUCUUUUGCCACGAUCGAAAUGGCCGCUAUUGCAGUAGCUUGUGCUAGCC